AUACGUAAACAAUAUCCGGGCGUAUUAUUAACAACUGCUGAUACAUAUAAUUUCUGAUACCUGUUAUUAUCAUUAACAAACCAGACUAAUAUUGCAUAUUGGCUGUUGAAGCAUUAUGUUUGUUUGGCGAUAAAUAUAUCAGACUCUGUCGAGAUAAAAUACGAGUAUAUUAAAUCUACCGUUUAGUGUUUACGUAAUCGUAGUCGGAGCAAGCGGAGUGACAAGUAGCAUCUACUCUGCAGUUCUGCACUGACGUGACUAACCGCUGCGCCGCGCGUUUUAAAUUGCCUUUAUAACAAAAUCAUUCCGCAGUGACUUCACUGUUGUAUUUACGCAGUCCAUCAUAUAAAUCUUUUCAUCUACAUAAAACUAUAACAUGGCUGAUAAAAAAUACGUUUUGGGCAUGGAUAUUGGUACAACAUCAGUGAAAGUAUGCGUUUUUGAUUCAGACGCGAAGGAAAUAGUCGCCAAACAAAGCAAAGAUACAGCAGCUAACAUCCCAAGUGAUCAAGGUAUAGAGGGGAAUAAGCAAGAUGUGCCCAAAAUAGUAUCAGCUGUUCAUUACUGUGUUUCGCGUCUUCCUAGAGAUAUAUUACGACAUGUGACAAAGAUUGGCGUCUGCGGCCAAAUGCACGGAGUUGUUUUAUGGAAAAAUGGAGCCUGGGAAAAAAUAGAAAAAGACGGUGUAAUCAACAGAUUUGAAGCAAUCAGAGAGAACAUGUCAGCAUUGUACACAUGGCAAGAUGUUAGAUGCAAACCUGAAUUUUUAGAGACCCUCCCCAAACCUGAUUCACACCUCAACUGUUAUUCAGGCUAUGGCUGUGCGACUCUUCUGUGGAUGUUGACACAUAAGCCAGAAAAACUAAAACAUUUUAACUGCUCUGCAACGGUACAAGACUUUGUUGUAGCAAUGCUAUGUGACCUUGACACACCCAUAACUUCAGACCAAAAUGCUGCAAGUUGGGGCUAUUUUAAUACAGAAAAACAUGAGUGGAAUAUAGACAUUCUAAAAGGUCUCAAUUUUCCAGUAAAUCUUCUUCCAAAGAUUAAAAAGAGUGGAGAAAUUGUGGGAUGCCUUAACAGCUCAUGGAAUGGAAUCCCUGAAGGUACACCUGUUGGAGUAGCAAUGGGUGAUCUCCAGUGCUCUAUAUUAGCAACUCUAGAAUCAAGAACUGAUGCUGUUUUAAACAUAUCUACGUCUGCACAACUUGCUUUUGUUGUGGAUGGUAUUUCAGAUAUAGGCUGUAAGACUGUUGAACAUCUGCCUUAUUUUAACAAUACUUAUUUACUUGUAGCUGCCUCUCUAAAUGGAGGUAAUGUAUUAGCAACUUUUGUAAAAAUGUUGCAACAAUGGAUGCUUGAAUUUGGAUUUCCUAUUCCACAGUCAAAAGUUUGGGAGAAAUUAAUUGCUAUGGGAUUAGAUGCACCAGCUGAAACAACAAUGAGAAUAUCCCCACUCCUACUUGGUGAGAGACAUUCGCCAACAGCAAGAGCCUCAGUAGAAAAUAUUGACCUAUCUAAUAUACAAUUAGGGCAAGUAUUUAGAUCUUUAUGUGAUAGCAUAAUUGAUAACUUACAUUUUAUGAUGCCUAAAGACAUAUUGCGCAAUGCAAAUAUAACAAGAAUUGUGGGAAAUGGUUCUGGUUUAUCAAGAAACAAAGUUUUGCAAAGGGCUGUUGAGCAUUAUUACAGUUUACCACUUGAGUUCACAUGUGGAGGGGAUGCGGCUAAAGGUGCAGCAAUUGCCGUGUUAAAUAUUAAAUGAUUUUUGUAAAAGUA
Pieris brassicae (large cabbage white) is the source of this 1779-nucleotide messenger RNA. RefSeq names its product sedoheptulokinase-like. The record is from RefSeq and is a predicted model, not a curated record. The transcript has 2 exons. Bases 377 to 1765 code for a protein of 462 amino acids. Gene Ontology annotation, cellular component: cytosol. Lineage: Eukaryota; Metazoa; Arthropoda; Insecta; Lepidoptera; Pieridae. Gene Ontology annotation, molecular function: sedoheptulokinase activity. Gene Ontology annotation, biological process: carbohydrate metabolic process.